Chara braunii is the source of this 1019-nucleotide messenger RNA. NCBI's taxonomy places the organism in Eukaryota, Viridiplantae, Streptophyta, Charophyceae, Charales, Characeae. The record is from the annotation of a GenBank genome assembly.
CGGCUGCACAGAACAGAAGCCAGUUGGUGAUGCAGGUGCGAUGACUCAGGCUCCGGCGACGAUGACGACGACGACGACAUACGUUCAAGCACCACAAACGGCUGCUCCUAAGGAGGUUACGAUCCAGUGUCAUCGUUUGUGCAGCAAUCUGCUUGAGCUCGAGAGAGAGCUCAACGAGUCAUGGAGGAAGGCCACAAAGACGUCCAAGUUUCCCCAACAUUUGCAUGAGUUGGAUCAGGCCACGAGGACCAUGACUGUUGAGCAUGCGAACAAUACAAAGCUGCGAGGGCAAUUGCAUGUGGUCAAACGAGGGAGAGGGAGAGGAAGACCUCGGAAGGAGCUGCAACUCAAGGGGCAACAGGUAAUGAGGAGAUCGAGGGCGUGGAAGGUGGCAAUUUGGCAGGAGGUCCACCACCCGCACGUGGCGCAAGAAAGCGAGGACCACCGCAGAAAGCGCCCGUGCAAGAGGAGGCUGCAACUCAAGGGGGCACAGGUUAUGAGGAGGUUGGGGAUGUGGAAGGCGGCAAUUUGGCAGGAGGUCCUGCACUUGCACAUGUCAGAAGAAAGCGGGGACAACUGCAGAAGGACCCCGUGCAAGAGGUGGAGGAAGCAGCGCGAAAAGCGACAAGCAGCGAAGAAAGUGGUGGCGGUGGUGAUGAAAAUGAUGGUGGCAGUGACGAAAGUGAUAGAAGUGGCGAUCAUGACAGGAGUUGCGGCAGCGUCGGAACUGAUGGCAGUGGCGAGGAGGAUGAAAGCGAAGGUGACGAGAAAGAUGGCAGUUCUUCGUCGGAGGAGGGAAACUCGGAAACAGAACCCGUCUAAACUGCGCAAGACAUCCCACUGACCACAGAGAGAGAGAGAGAGAGAGAGAGAGAGAGAGAGAGAGAGAGAGAGAGAGAGAGAGAGAGAGAGAGCACUGACACUGCUGCCAGUCUGAAGACUCUUUAAAGUUAAAAAUUCGAAGUAAAAGUUUUUUUUUUUUUUUUCUCUGUUUCUUUAGUCUUGUGCCAGCUUUGCAC